UACUGACCGAAAUCUGAUCACAAUGGCUAACAAAUUCUAUGGAGAGCGAAAGAAGACACUUGCAGCUCCUUCUAAAUUAAGAAUCAAGAAUUUGCGAAGGGUAACUAGCGUAUUGGUGUGGAGAAGAAGACGAUUUAGAGAAAGAAUUCAGAUGCUCGCAAUGUCUCGUCCUUUCCCAUUCGACACCAACUUUUCGAGAGUGCCGAAACAAAAGGACUUCACCUACUUCGUUUACGGAAAUGAGACAUCUGUCAAUUUCACCGCAGCUGCGCAUCUUAUGAUAAGAUUCGAUUUAGCUAGAAACCAUGAAAUUACGCACGUUGCAACAGCAUCCGGAUCCAUUCGCACAAUAGAGGCCGUUUCCCUAGCUAUUUUGAAUUUGUACAAAGGAGAAAGCCCAGACAACGUGGUUGCUAUGAAAUCCGCUUACUACGAUAUACGCGACGGGAAGUUUUAUUGUGAAGACAAGGCAGAUAUUGCUGAAUUACUCGCUGCUUAUAAACUUGUAUGCAACGAGAUUCCGAAGGACGAUUUUGAUGCAAAUGACCGCGUUCUCAUGGUUGCAGUUUUGAGCGAGCGUGGUAAUGCACUGCGCACUUCCAUUACUGCUGCAAUGAAUUCACGUGAUGAAGACGGAAACAAGGACUACAAUGAGCCUGUUUCCUUUUGAUUAUGAAUGCAAAAUGUGUUUGCCAUGAUAUAUUUGCAUAUUUGCUUUGUUGAGUGUCUUCAAUUAUAGAUGUACACACUGAACGC
Messenger RNA from Cylicocyclus nassatus, 756 nucleotides. Lineage: Eukaryota; Metazoa; Nematoda; Chromadorea; Rhabditida; Strongylidae. The record is from the annotation of a GenBank genome assembly.